GACAAUGAAGCACUGCUGGACGAAGAUCCAUAUGGCUUCUUCGCUAGAGCAUCCGAUGAUGCAACGGUUCACUACUCGGCCCCUGCAAGCCCGGCUUCGGCUUCACCCUACCCGAGCCCCCCCCCUGCCUCGCCUCUCCUGCCACCAGAUUUCCAUGAGCAUUUCGAGGAGCUGCCUGGACCAGAGGGCACAGCAAUGCCAGAUAAGAAGUUUGGCCACGGACAUGAUGUGGUGCACCCAAUCGCGACUCCCCUGCGAAAUAUGUCAGCUAUGUUUGACUGUGGGGCAGAUACGGUGCCGGAUGAGGUAUUCAAUGGGGAUAUUGGGUGCUUUGCUCUGAUAUCAAGCAUGUCUGAGUGUGGUGCAACAAGUGAACCAUCUGCAAGUGUUGUGGUAAGUGCAAGGGCUUCAAGUGUGGUGGCAAGCUCAGCAGCUUCCCAUCCCGUGAUCCCAGCCACUGCCAUGAUCCCGAGCAAUGUGUCUGCAAGUGCUGCGCCAAUGGAGGAUGCUAGCUCAGCAGCUUCAUGUCCUGUGAUCCCAGAUGUUAUGCCUGCAGCCUGUCCAGUGAUUGAUGUGGUAAGUUGCUUGCCAAACCACGACAUAAGCUCAGCAGCUUCCUUUGCCGUGACACCAGCAAGUGAUGUGUGUGCAGCUGCAGUGCCAAACAGUUUGGCACCUUCCUCUGCCUUGAUCUAUAGUGAUGUGUCUGCAAGUGCCCCGCCAAUGGAGGAUGCUAGUUCGACAGCUUCCCUUCCUGCUGUGAUCCAGAGUGACGUGUCUGCAAGUCCCCUGCCAAUGGAUAUUGCUAGCUCAGCAGCUUCCCUUCCUUCUGUGAUCCCGAGUGAUGUGUCUGCAAGUGCCCUGCCCACGGACCAUGCUAGCUCAGCAGCUUCCCUUCCUGCCGUGAUCCGAAGUGAUGUGUCUGCAAGUGCCCCGACAAUGGACCAUGCUAGCUCACCAGCUUCCCUUCCUGCCGUCAUCCCGAGUGAUGUGUCUGCAAGUGCCCCGACAAUGGACAGCGCAGCAGCUUCCCUUCCUGCCGUGAUCCCUAGUGAUGUGUCUGGAAGUGCCCCGCCAAUUCACCAUGCUAGCUCAGCAGCUUCCCUUCCUUCUGUGAUCCCGAGUGAUGUGUCUGCAAGUGCCCCGACAAUGGACCAUGAUGCUAGCUCGCCAGCUUCCCUUCCUGCCUUGAUCCCUGGUGAUGUGUCUGGUUGUGCCCCGACAAUGGGGCAUCCUAGCUCAGCUCCCCUUCCUGCCGUGAUCCCUAGUGAUGUGUCUGCAAGUGCCCCGUCAAUGGGCCAGGCUAGCUCAGCAGCUUCCCUUCCGGCCGUGAUCCGUAGUGAUGUGUCUGCAGGGAUGACAAGUGAUGUGGUGUGUCAGCCGGUAGCCCCACAUGUGGUUGAAGGCCCUGCAAAGCUUUUGUGCCCCAGUCACCCAAGUGCCUCCUCUGCAAAGCUCUUGCAGCGAAGUGAAUCCAAGCGCGACCUGACGCUGAAGAUUGCACGCAUGCAGGAGUUGAAGCAUCUCGGCCAUGAUCCUGCUGUUACCGACACAUUGGUGUACGAUGGAUCUCAAGCAGCCCAAGCCUUCACUGCUGCCAGCGCUGAUGCCAAGCUGCCCGAAACCCUGGAGACCUCGAAGGAGUUCUCAGUGAUGGAUUUCAAGGUCUAUCCGGGAAUCAAGAAAUAUGCUGUGCUCGACCGCAAGAAGCAGUUUGUGGUCGACGAGGCAAAGACAGGUCGUGGCCGUGGCCGCGGCCGAGGUCGUGGCAAUGUGAAAAAGAAGCCAGCUGGUCGAGGUGGCAGAGGGUGUGGUGGUGGAGAGGAGCCCUGCUUUCGUCGAAAAGGCAAACAAGCACCUGAUGCAGUGCGGAAGCGCAAGAUUCAGGCCAUCGAAGAUGAUGCUGCCGAGGCUGUCGAGACCUCGGAGGUGCUGUCUGGCGAGGAAGAGAAGGAAGAGGAGGUCCAAAGCCUUGAAGCCGACGAGGAGCCGGAGGAGGCCGCCAAAGGUGAUGUGGCCAAGGGCAAACCAGGCAAGGGCAAGGGCAAAGGCAAAAAGAAGGCAGUGGUUGCAGAGGAGCCAUGUGAGGAAGUGGGCAAACCAGGCAAGGGCAAGGGCAAAGACAAAAAGAAGGCAGUGGUUCCAGAGGAGCCGUGUGAGGAAGUGGGCAAACGAGGCAAGGGCAAGGGCAAAGGCAAAAAGAAGGCAGUGGUGGAAGAGGAGCCAUGUGAGGAAGCGGGCAAACGAGGUGUGGGCAAGGGCAAAGAGAAAAGGAAGGCAGUGGCAGUGGUGGAAGAGGAGCCGAAGCCACCGAAGUCUGUGCCUGCAAAGGCAAAGGGAAAGGCCAAAGCAAAGGCAAAGGGUGACAAGAAGCAGAGCUCGGGAAAGCCAAAGGGCUCGAAAAAGCCAGAUGUCGAGCCGGAGGAGCGGCCUCAUUUCGCGAGGAGAUGGCAACCAGAGGGGCUUCAGGCCAAGAAUGAGUGGACGGUGAUUCGGGAUGUGUAUGACAGCAGGAUUGCCCGCGAGGUUCGUGUCGACGGCCCCGCACAGUACGCAUUCUGGGCACGUGUCAAACCUCUCUUCCAGGGCAAGAAGCUGAGCCUACCGGAUCUCUUGGAAGUGGCAAGACGCGAGGUCGAGCCCUUUUUGAAAGAGUACGUCGAGCAGUGA
Messenger RNA from Symbiodinium sp. CCMP2456, 2670 nucleotides. The record is from the annotation of a GenBank genome assembly. Lineage: Eukaryota; Dinophyceae; Suessiales; Symbiodiniaceae.